CACAGAGCUCAGUCUGACAAGGUGUAUGAAACGUAACGCAAGCGGAGAGUUCGGGCUUCGGUUACGCCGCCAACGACUUUAUCAUGCCGGUUAUUGAGUGUGACAUUACUUGAUCGGAAUCAACCGGCAUGUCUCAUCAUCACGAUUGCGACAACAAUCUCAAUGUGCUGAUCAUUGAUAUAAAUGGACAAGUGGCUUUAUUCAGAGAUCUACUAAUUCACAUUGGACAGACAAGGGAUUGUCCUGAAUUACGAGAGAAGAUCAGAAAAUUACGGCGAAGUUGCGUUGAAGCCUGCAAGCAUACCAGCCAAUUAAUUCUGCCCCAACUACGCAGCGCCGUCGCGGAGGGAAUUCCAGCCGACAACCCGCAUCUUGUUCUCCUCUUCUUCAUGUCGCAAUUAUUCCUUCGUGAACUCACCAAGUGCCACCGACUAGUUCAAAUCAUUCCCAUGGAUAUGUCCGGAUAUUAUGAAAACAGAGCCGGGCCUUCGAACUUGGGGAACGUCAUAAGUCAAAUUCUUUUAUGUAAACAAAUAACACCAGACUUCAAUCAAGAAGAACUGUGCAGUAUUUCGAAAGAUUCUCAAGAAAUCGCGAAGCUUCUGAAGGAAAUGCAAGAGUACAUGCCUAAACAAGAAAACAAUUUGGAGAAAUCAGUUGCUUUAACAGAGGACCUUACAAGUCAGUGGACCAAUAAACGUCGAAGAAAUUCCUUAUAUAAGAAUAUGGGAUUACUAUGUUGUGUUCGUCGUCCCAACUACCUAUGACUAUUUGACGAAGACGUAACACUUAUUUAUAGGAACCACAGCUUCGUAUCAAAACAUUGGUUUGGUCAAUUGCUAAACGCAAUGCCUUCUUCCACUUUUAUAAACCGACAUACUCCCAAGUACAAUUAUUUGCAAUAAAAAUCCCAAAUAGCUAUGGCUAUGACCCCUCUCAAAACACCCACCCACUUAUCUGCACCCUACUUGUGCCAAUUUUUGCUCAAACAUUUAAUAGAACAUUUUUUUGACACCACACACUCAAUUAAUCACAAAUGGGCAAAAAUUUGUACCCUUGAAAACUAUGGCAUCGCUGUCCCGAAUUAUGAUAUUUUCUCUAACAAACGUUAACAGGCUUAUGAAAUGUCUUAAUUCGAAAGAGAGAUGUAUUUUAUGCUGUCUUCGUUCUAUGAUGGUCACAUUUAUUAGUGCAAGUGUUAAAAUUCUGAAACUUUAAAAACGUUUAAAUGUACAUAUAUAGUUUUGAUAUUAAAUAAAUAAUAAAGAAACCUCUCAAUAUACAGGGUGUUUGCAACAAUUGUACAAAACCUUAUCAAAAGAAGCGCAAAUCGCAUCAAACAUUGGUUGUGAUAUAAAUUUGGCUCAAAACCUUUAAGCUACGGUAAUUUAUAAACACCUUGUGUGUUUAGAUGUCUCUGAAAACUGUACGUAAUCCUGUAAGUUAAAGAAUUGUGUUAAAAUGUCCGAGUAAAAUUUACUAUAACAUAUUGAGCAUCUAGUCCAUAUACGUCCUUGCUGUGUUCAGAAAUACUAUAUUUGUUGAUGAUAAUAAUUACCGUUGUAGUAGAUGUUUUGUAUAUAAUGUUGGGGCUUGAAAAUUUGUUGCAGUGAUAGCUGUGAUCAUCAUAGUAAAACUUCUGAUCUCUGCCGUCAUAUUCUCUUGAUUUCGAUUCUGAAUACAUAUUGUAGUAUUGUAGAAAUAAGAAACUGGUUUAAUGUAUAAUAUUGUAUAGCGAAAAUGCCAAAAUCUGUUUAUUGUGAUUUAAAAAGGUUUAGGGUAAAGAAAUUCAUGUGGUUUAUUUUUUUAGCCGCUGGUUUGGAUUAUAUAUUUGUUAUAAACGAUUUAUUAUCACUGACGGAUAGAUAAGUAUUUUUGCAAGUUUAAUGUUCAUCAAAUUCGAGUUUUAUCUUAGGCCUAACACCAUUGCAUUUUUAUUGUUAAACGUAAUACGAAAAAACAAUGAUGGAAAUGCGAAACUUUGACAAAUUUUAUGGACAGUGAGUCCAGUGUGAAUAACAUUUAAGCGUGUCAACUAGUACUUUAGGGCUUUAUAUGACAAAUAAUUUUUUUUAUAGUGUCAUAGUGGCCUAGUCACAUGUGUAACCAUCUUGAUGUUCUUUGUAAAUUGAAUUUAGGAUAAAGUUAAGCCAAAUUAAUAUGAUGGCCAAAGUACCAAUUGCAUUCUUUUGUAUCGUAUUGUAAUCUAAACCACGAAGUUAAUCGUUAAUUAGGAACAGGAAAGAAAAUUAACUCGAAUUAAUCGGAUCCAGACAAAUGUUGAAUUAGGACGAUGGGUUAGUUAUUCAUGGAUCCAUGGAUGUUAAUCUUGUUAAAAAUAUACCAAAAAUGCCUGGAGUUCGCAAGUUGUGAAACUUUUAUUUUCCGCAGUAGUCUAGUGUGCCUUUACAUUCCAAUUGUGUUUUUUUUGAGUUUGGUGUAUUUUUAACAUACUACUGAUCUCGAUAAGUACUUAUAAUGUUAUGAUCUUCCGACAACGUUAGACAUACUAGUGGAGUUAAUAUGUUAUCGUAGUGACGGCGGUUUUUCGCACGCACAUUUAACAAAUUGGCACGUAUAUAUGCUACUAUGAAUCACUUUAAUCCGUCGUCAUUACCACAUUUAAGACCCGGGGUAUUACAGCGAUCAAAUUAAUAACGAAGUAAUUCAAGUUUGAUCUUGGUCAAGUGCUCUAAUUAUUUACUGACCAAUUAUUACCCAAGCGAUUUCAACCGGAGUUUAAGCAGCAUUAUCUUGUGUGAGAAUAUAAGCACUCAUAUUCACCAAACAGUGAAAACAGGACAAAACGUAGUAUAACUCAGGAAGCAUAAUCAAAAGAUAUUUUUGGCUUCAGUUAUAUUCAAAACGGUGAAUAUGAAUGUCGUCUCAGUAAAAUGAUCAAAAAGUAAAAACACUAAAGUGAAUUCUCAUUAUACACCAAUUUAAAAAACGUACAUAUUUUAUCACUAUACAUUAAUUAAUCGUUGUGAUUCAUUGUUGUCUGUCGGUGUUAGUUAUAGGAAUUAUAGCAUAUUUAUAUACCUAAGUAUUAACUCUAGAAUCUGUGAUAUAGGUGGAAAUAUAACAAAUUCCGUCAAUUUAUAAUUAUUAUCUAACCAUAUAUAUUGAGGCGUAUAGUUUACAAUAUUUCUUAUAUAACUCACUUAUUUCCGUAAGUCUAGUCAAGCACUUCGUAUGAAUCGUUUAUUAUUAAAAACCAAUGUGAAAUGUCAAUACUUUAAUAUUGUGAUCAAUAAAGUUUAUUACAACUUAAAA
Messenger RNA from Tribolium castaneum (red flour beetle), 3276 nucleotides. RefSeq names its product decima (gene dcma). Gene Ontology annotation, cellular component: neuron projection. Lineage: Eukaryota; Metazoa; Arthropoda; Insecta; Coleoptera; Tenebrionidae. The record is from RefSeq and is a predicted model, not a curated record. The coding region runs from base 129 to 767 and encodes 212 amino acids. The transcript is spliced from 5 exons. Gene Ontology annotation, biological process: G protein-coupled receptor signaling pathway.